AUGGCUGCACGCCGAUCGUUCGGGCCCUCGCUCACACCUGCCGGGAAAGUGCAGGUGCGCUGCAUACCCCAGCAGCAGCAGCAGCAGCAGCAGCAGCAGCAGCAGCAGCAGCAGCAGCAGCAGCAGCAGCAGCAGCAGCAGCAGCAGCAGCAGCAGCAGCAGCAGCAGCAGCAGCAGCAGCAGCAGCAGCAGCAGCAGCAGCAGCAGCAGCAGCAGCAGCAGCAGCAGCAGCAGCAGCAGCAGCAGCAGCAGCAGCAGCAGCAGCAGCAGCAGCAGCAGCAGCAGCAGCAGCAGCAGCAGCAGCAGCAGCAGCAGCAGCAGCAGCAGCAGCAGCAGCAGCAGCAGCAGCAGCAGCAGCAGCAGCAGCAGCAGCAGCAGCAGCAGCAGCAGCAGCAGCAGCAGCAGCAGCAGCAGCAGCAGCAGCAGCAGCAGCAGCAGCAGCAGCAGCAGCAGCAGCAGCAGCAGCAGCAGCAGCAGCAGCAGCAGCAGCAGCAGCAGCAGCAGCAGCAG
Messenger RNA from Dermacentor silvarum, 510 nucleotides. RefSeq names its product UPF0746 protein DDB_G0281095-like. The transcript has 3 exons. The annotation marks the transcript as partial. The record is from RefSeq and is a predicted model, not a curated record. Lineage: Eukaryota; Metazoa; Arthropoda; Arachnida; Ixodida; Ixodidae.